Oryzias melastigma (Indian medaka) is the source of this 888-nucleotide messenger RNA. RefSeq names its product receptor accessory protein 5 (gene reep5). The coding region runs from base 11 to 652 and encodes 213 amino acids. The transcript is spliced from 5 exons. Lineage: Eukaryota; Metazoa; Chordata; Actinopteri; Beloniformes; Adrianichthyidae. The record is from RefSeq and is a predicted model, not a curated record.
CUCUCCGAGGAUGCUCUGCGCAUGCGCGCCGCAGUCAGUCGGGUGUGGCAGACUUUCCUCAGUGAUUCUCAUCUCCGCAGUCAUGGCGCAGGGCCUCCGGGAGCGCUUCGAGCGCUUCCUCCAGAAGGAGAACGCGCUGACGGCCGUCCUGGCCCAACUCGAGGCCCGCAGCGGAGUCAGCCGGACGUACAUCGCUCUCGGUGUGAUCGGAAUCAUCGCGGUGUACCUGGUGGUUGGGUACGGAGCCUCCCUGCUGUGCAACCUCAUCGGCUUCCUGUACCCCGCCUACAUCUCAAUCAAGGCCAUUGAAAGCGCCACCAAGGAGGAUGACACCAAGUGGCUCACCUACUGGGUGGUGUACGGGGUCUUCAGCGUGGCGGAGUUCUUCGCUGACAUCUUCCUGUCUUGGUUCCCAUUCUACUACAUUGGAAAGUGUGCCUUCCUGGUUUGGUGCAUGGCUCCCACCCCCUCCAACGGGUCGGUGCAGAUCUAUCACCGCGUCAUCCGGCCGUUUUUCCUGAAGAACGAGAACAGGAUCGAUGACGCCAUGAAGAACCUGAAGGACUCGGCUUCAGACGCUGCCGACAAGAUCAGGGAUGAAGCCAAAAAAGCCACAGCUAACCUGAUAUUUGAGGAGAAGAAGAGCUCCUGAAGGAGGAGGCCUGGGUCUGGUCCUGGUGUUUCCAUGUUUCUGCUUCCCGUCAGUGAAAUGUUCCCCCAUGAUGGAGAUCUGCUUGAGCUAAAUAAAACUAGAUGAAGUGAAGUGUCUGAAAAUAUCCGCCUGUCAUCAGAAAACGCGUCUUAAUCCUCAGAUUGAAGUUAAAUCUGUCAGACUUUGAUUGUUUAUGAAUGAAGGAGCUGAUCAAUAAAUGAUGUGCUUAAGACCCA